This is a messenger RNA of Planococcus citri (citrus mealybug), 2750 nucleotides long. RefSeq lists its product as uncharacterized. The transcript has 2 exons. NCBI's taxonomy places the organism in Eukaryota, Metazoa, Arthropoda, Insecta, Hemiptera, Pseudococcidae. Bases 370 to 2250 code for a protein of 626 amino acids. The record is from RefSeq and is a predicted model, not a curated record.
UGAUAAGCUGAAUAUUUUACUUUCUAUUAGUUCGAAUGAAAGUCGUUCUUUAUAGAAUAACGCGAGUAGUGAAGUGGGACAAUUCGAAUUAAUGGACUUGUGCUUUCAAAAAUCUAGAAUUACUAAUUCAAGUACAAAUGCUGCAUUCACCAAUUUCAAGGAUUCUUCCAGCCUCCAGCUAGUCACUGAUCGAAAAACCUGGACCAACCAAUCAAGAAUGCUAACACGAAAUACACCACCACACAUCAAAUGAAAUCAAAAUUCAAAUCACAAAUCUAAUAAUUUCUCUCGAUCACAUCCCAAACAGCUUGCUAUACUCUCAUCACACUAACAAAUCAUUAUUCCAAUAAAACAAAAACCUGAAACACGAUGAAAAAGUUGCUCUUACUCAUCCCUUUGAUCACUAUUCAACCAAUGGCUUCUUCAGCUUUCAGUCUCGACGUCGAUACCGUAGACUUCAAAGACUUAGUACUCAACAACGACGUAUUUGUAGACAAAACCCUGCUAAUUCAUCAGUUCUCGACACUUUUCAAUACUAGCCUAAUCCUGCGACCAACUGGCUGGGGUAAAAGUAUAAACAUGGACAUGAUUCGUAGAUUUUUCAAAAUAGAAACGGAUAAUUUAGGAAACCCAUUACCAAAAAACCAAACUGAAAAUUAUAAGCUUUUUUUCGGAGGCGUUUUAAACACAGGUUUAAACCAAACUAAAACCCUAAACCCAUUGAAAAUAGCCAACGUCUCGAAUAGUUUACAUCACGUGGGCAAAUAUCCAGUAAUUCUACUCAAGUUCAAAAACAUAUCAGGGGAUACUUUCGAAGAAGUUGUAGAAAACAUAGAAUCAUCCAUAAUGGACACGUAUAAAGCCCAUCGAUACCUACUAAAUUCACCACUUGUGACUAAAUCAGAUCAACUGGAACGAUAUUUGAAAGGAGAACUCGACGAUAAAAGUUUACGUAACAGUAUAAGCUUUCUGAGUGAAAAACUUCACGAGCAUUUCGACGAAAACGUUAUCAUUCUGAUUGACGAUUACGAGACUCCAGUCAUGAACGCUUUUGCCCUUCAAAGUAAAGUGAAACCUCUCUCGAGGCCUUUUCAUUUCCACGUCGAAAGUUUACUCAAGGAGAUUUACAACGAUGCUUUUAGACCUUUCAGAAACCCUUGGGUAAAAUUUGGUUUACUCGCGGGUGAACAUUUGAUACCAGUAGACGAUCGCGAUUGUUUAUUAUCUCGUGUAUCAGUUCUUCGACAGUAUUACGAAACAGAAUUAACACAAUUUUACGGAUUUACACAGGUAGAGGUGCAAGAGUUACUACAGAAAACAUCUCAUCUUCCAAUAAAUGUGAUAGAGGCUAAAAAUUGGUAUAAUGGAUACAAGUACAAAGGAUACGGGAAUUACAAUUCAAGAUCUAUAAUGCAAUAUUUAGCUCAUAACGCUACCUUAGCUUCGUACGCUUCAAAAGUACAUAAAAAUGAUACGAUUGGUUACAUUGAUCGAAUACUUACAUCGGAUACCAUGCAAAAAAGAAUACAAACGCUUAUUUCAGAAGAGUGCGAUUACACUUACAGAACUACUCGUAGAUACAUCAACAUGGAGUAUAAAUCAGAACUAUGCAAUAGAGAAGAUCAAACUAGGAUGCUCAUCAAUAAAGGCUAUCUGGCUUUAGAUCGAGAAACACCAAACGAUGUAAUUUGGUGUCUGUACAUUCCUAAUGAAGAAAUGAAACGUAUUUUCCACGAGAAAACUUCGCAAUGGGUAUUUGCCAAGUUCGAUAUAACUGAUUCGGGAUUCCGGUCUUUUGUCAAUUUACUUACAUCAGGUGACGUUGAAAAGUUCGCAAAUAGUUUGCAAAUGUAUCACGAUAAAGCAACCAAUUAUCUUCAAAACGCGAAAGAUAAUUUAUUCGUGUUAUAUAACGGUCUAAUUACAGCUUUACAAAUCAUUUUAUCAGAAACCUAUCUGAUAAUACGAAGCACAGAUGAUCAGCAAGAGUGGUUCAAUGGUCAAGGCCACGAUAUGCACAUGAUUCCCAAACUGAACUCGAGUAACUUGGCGAUUUUUUUGAAAUGUAAAAUCGUGCAAAAUGAAUAUCUAGAAUCAUCGGUUGACGAAGGGUUGAAACAAAUCAACGUUCGUCUAUACGAAAGCGAAUGGAAAAAUCAAUAUUCGGGUGAAAUUAAAAACAUGGUUAAAUUAAGCAUCGCAGUGUCAAGUGAACAGGUGGCAACUAAACAUGAUACGAGAUAUGCCUAAGAGAAUUUUCGAAACAGUUACCUAGUACAGGGAUAACAUAUCCUCGUCCUGCUGUACAUUCAAGAUGAUUAAGUACAAGGUGCCCUAAUAAACUGGUACUGUACUUGAGGUUUCGGCAGAAUCAGGCACAAGAAGUGUGAAAUAAAAAUCACGGAUGAGGAAUCUAUCUUGAUUUCGAGCACUUGAGAGUGCCCUCAAAACAAUCUACGAGGCUUCGAAACUUGCAAAAAAAUUGUACUUAUUUUACAGUUUUCAACUCGUUCGGUGUGUUCCAGGAAUUGAUGCCUUAUAGGAUUCAAAUGAAAAGAAGCGAUUUGAAAUUCAACUCGAACUAACAACAACUAUUAAGUGAGAAUAUUAGAUAAGUUGCGAAUUAUAAUAAUAAUUUAGAUUUCUCAUUACGAAAUAAAUCGCCAUCGAUGAAAUAAAAACGUGUUUCAGAAAAUUAACGUUGAAUGAAAAUUAUGGUAGAAAGUGAGAGAAAUAAAUUUGUACAUAGU